This is a messenger RNA of Globicephala melas (long-finned pilot whale), 2727 nucleotides long. It is a transcript of the gene TRAF2, whose product is annotated as TNF receptor associated factor 2. Lineage: Eukaryota; Metazoa; Chordata; Mammalia; Artiodactyla; Delphinidae. Gene Ontology annotation, biological process: protein K63-linked ubiquitination; tumor necrosis factor-mediated signaling pathway; positive regulation of canonical NF-kappaB signal transduction. The record is from RefSeq and is a predicted model, not a curated record. Gene Ontology annotation, molecular function: ubiquitin-protein transferase activity; tumor necrosis factor receptor binding; zinc ion binding. Gene Ontology annotation, cellular component: cytosol; cytoplasmic side of plasma membrane.
UUUGCCUUCUUCCUGGUACUUUUCUGUGUUUUCCAGAGCUUCCGAAAUGACCUUCUGUUGUUUAAAACCAAAUGCUUUUGAAUCGGUGGUAUCAUCAGGUGGUUUAAAAACUGGGGGAUGGUGUACAGUGACCACGGCCUGCUCCUUGGCCCCCAUCACGUUGAUUACUUUCUCCCGCACCCUUCCCAAGUCUACAGAGAGUACAAACAGACACGGAAACCAUUAUUUUCCACCUUUGCUUACAGAGGACGCAGCGCUAUGUGCACGCUGUCACCACCGUGCUCUCUGCACCUCAUUAGGGCCUGGGUGUGGGCGGUCCUGGUCCCAGAGCACUGGCUGCUGCCAUGAAGUCAGCUGCGGGGUCUCACCAGCCUCGUCUUUCUCCUUUUCUUGGGGAGGGACGGUGCUGGCUGUGCAGUUCCAGGAGGGGGAGUGGGGGAGCCCCUUGUGGCUGACUCCCGGGCAGGGGAAUUCUGGGCAGAGCUGGAGGCCGGCCUUUCUGGAAACGCAUCCAUCAGGUGAUUACACAGUGAGAGUGAAACCAGCUCCUUUCAGAAGCUGCAGCCCGCGGUUGACCUUCAAAUGUCUGAAAAGCGAGAAAAGAAGCGGGGCCGAGCUCUCAGGACGGGAAGUGGGCUGUACUGGAAGGCUGGCUCUGCUCAGUGCCGGCCUCUGCUCUGGGGACAGCACCGGCACAGGAGGGGCAGCCCAUGUCCAGGGUCCUAAGUGGGGGCCCAUGUCGGCCUUCCUGCCUCCUGGCCCUGAGUGCUGUCUCCCAGAGGCCUGGGAAGGAACCCGCGUGGGAAUCCCCUGAGUUGCCCGACGACCAGAGGCUUGGCCUUGGUGGGGCUGCGGUGCUCAUGGCUGCAGCCAGCGCGACCCCUCCCGCCUCCCUGGACCUGCUGCAGCCUGGCUUCUCCAAGACCCUCCUGGGGACCAAGCUAGAGGACAAGUACCUGUGCUCGGCCUGUAGGAACGUCCUGCGCAGGCCCUUCCAGGCUCAGUGUGGCCACCGCUACUGUUCCUUCUGCCUGAGCAGCAUCUUGAGCUCCGGGCCCCAGAACUGUGCCGCCUGCGUGAACGAGGGCAUUUACGAGGAAGGCGUCUCUAUCCUGGAGAGCAGCUCGGCUUUCCCGGACAAUGCUGCCCGCAGGGAGGUAGAGAGCCUGCCAGCCGUCUGUUCCAGCGAGGGCUGCACCUGGAAGGGGACCCUGAAGGAGUACGAGAGCUGCCACGAAGGACACUGCCCGUUCGUGCUGACCGAGUGCCCGGCGUGUAAAGGCCUGGUGCGCCUGGGCGAGAAGGAGCACCACCUGGAGCACGCGUGCCCGGAGCGAAGCCUCAGCUGCCGGCACUGCAGGGCGCCCUGCUGCUCGGCCGACAUGAAGGCGCACCACCAGGUCUGCCCCAAGUUUCCCUUGACCUGCGAGGGCUGCGGCAAGAAGAAGAUCACACGCGAGAAAUUUCAGGACCACGUCAGGACAUGUGGCAGAUGCCGAGUCCCCUGCAGGUUCCACGCUGUCGGCUGCCCCGAGAUGGUGGAGGGCGAGAGGCUGCAGGAGCACGAGGCGCAGCGGCUCCGGGAGCACCUGGCCCUGCUUCUGGGCGCCCUCCUGGAGGCCGGGCCCCCCCUCCUCAGCCAGGGCGAGCAGGGCUGGGGGGCCAGCACGCCAGGCCCGGGGGCAGCGCCCUCCCAGGCGGCGGAGCUGCUGCAGAGGUGCGAGGCCCUGGAGCGGAAGACGGCCACCUUCGAGAACAUCGUCUGCGUGCUGAACCGGGAGGUGGAGCGGGUGGCCGUGACUGCCGAGGCCUGCGGCCGGCAGCACCGGCUGGACCAAGACAGGAUCGAAGCCCUGAGCAAUAAGGUGCAGCAGCUGGAGAGGAGCAUCGGCCUGAAGGACCUGGCCAUGGCCGACCUGGAGCAGAAGGUCCACGAGAUGGAGGCGUCCACCUUCGACGGGGUGUUCAUCUGGAAGAUCCCGGACUUCGCCAGGAAGCGCCAGGAAGCCGUGGCUGGCCGCACGCCCGCCAUCUUCUCCCCAGCCUUCUACACCAGCAGGUACGGCUACAAGAUGUGUCUGCGCGCCUACCUGAACGGAGAUGGCACUGGGCGCGGGACGCACCUGUCCCUCUUCUUCGUUCUGAUGAAGGGCCCCCACGACGCCCUCCUGCACUGGCCCUUCAACCAGAAGGUGACCCUGAUGUUGCUGGACCAGAACAACCGGGAGCAUGUGAUUGACGCCUUCAGGCCCGACGUGACCUCAUCCUCGUUCCAGAGGCCGGUCAGCGACAUGAACAUCGCGAGCGGCUGCCCGCUUUUCUGCCCCGUCUCCAAGAUGGAGGCCAAGAAUUCCUACGACCUGACAGGUGGCAUCUCCCCAGGACCAGGACUUGCCCGGCCUCCAGGUGUUUCCUCGACAGUGGCAGAGCCCGGGCAGCCUGAGCACAGGCUUGCACCUCGGCUGGACCCGGUCAGGGCUUCAGCCCGGGGCUGCAGGAUGGGCACGGCGUCCUGGCCGGGAGCUGGCCACACCCAGGUGCACUAGUGACCGGGACUGGGUGCUCGAGUGGAGUCCUUACGGAAGACCCGUGACAACGUUGUCGCUUCUCUGUUUUGAGAAGUUAAAGAAUUGAAAGGCACAGAGUAAUAAGCUCCGUGUGUCCAGAAUUAACACGUGUACACGUUUUGAAUUCUGUAUUUUAAUUAAAGAGAAACAUUGCGGAAAA